Molecule: messenger RNA, 6966 nt
Organism: Mya arenaria
Lineage: Eukaryota; Metazoa; Mollusca; Bivalvia; Myida; Myidae
Product: choline transporter-like protein 2
Exons: 22
Coding region: 108-2450 (780 amino acids)
Biological process (GO): transmembrane transport
Cellular component (GO): membrane
Molecular function (GO): transmembrane transporter activity
Source: RefSeq, a predicted model, not a curated record
UAUAUGACAUGAUUAAGGAAUAUUUACACAGACUUGAUAAAUCGUGACUUAAAUUUUCGCGUUAACUUUCGGAUUCACUUGAACAUUUUGAAAAAUAACAAUAAAACAUGUGUGGCGGCAGUCAAGUGGACGAUGACGAUAACUCGGGAUCUGGAAAGGGGAAAUUUGGGAAGCCUAAAGAGUUCAACAAGAACCAAGGACCAAUAAAAAACAGGUCCUGUACCGACAUAAUAUGUUGCCUGCUCUUCCUGGUCUGUAUAAGCGCAAUGGUCAUCAUUUCCAUUGUUGGCUAUGCAUAUGGAGACCCGAAAAAACUGCUGUACCCAACUGAUUCUGAUGGCAACCAGUGUGGUAUAGGCGCAUACUCAUCACGGCCAAACCUUGCCUACUUUGACAUCAUGCAGUGUACCAAAGUUGGUUUUGCUGCCAUUGCAACAGGCUGCCCCACUCCGUCUAUUUGUGUGGCAGACUGCCCAAGUCAGUAUCACACAUACUUGGAGGUGAUAGCGGACUACAGCAAAGCAACAGAUAUGUUGUGUAAAGAUAGCGUUAGUAGUGACCCUCUCAAUGAUGUCACCUCACCUUACAACACAUAUUUAAAGUCCACUCUGAUAGACACAGAGUUGUGUGCUUCGUAUUAUGUUUCAUCUACAGCUUUGGUUGGGCGUUGUAUUCCAUCCAUAUUUGUUGAUGGGUUGAACUAUGCAGCUCAGCUGCAAGCGAAUGGACACAAGCUGGAAACUGUGGAUGGGGAGUCGGUCACGGGAGAUACACUCAACACAGCGAGCCAGUACCUGGCCAAGUUCUAUGCCCUGCAAAACUAUGCUGAACUUGUGUUUAAAGAUGUUCUCAACUCCUGGUGGCAUAUUCUAGUUGGUCUGGGAGUAGGUGCAUUGUUCUGUUUCUUUUGGAUCGUGCUGCUACGCUGGAUCGCAGGAAUCGUGGUGUGGAUCACUAUAGCUCUCUUCCUUGGCUGCUGGAUCUUUGCCUGUGCAUGGAGCUACUACCGUUACUACACGAUGAAGAACAGCGAGACCCCGGCUCAGGAGUACAAUGUCGCUCCUUUGUUCUCCGGGGAGUUUGAAUACUAUCUCCAGAUCAGAAAAACUUGGCUCUUUUUUGGAUGUGGGUCAGCCACGGUUUUAGUCAUCCUCCUGCUGAUCUUCCUCUUCCUCGUCAAGAGGAUCUGUAUCGCUAUAGAGCUCAUUAAGGAGGCCUCAAGAGCAAUCAGCAACAUGAUAUUCGUUCUGAUCUGGCCAAUCAUCCCCUUCCUGCUGCAAAUAGUGUUCCUGUGUUAUUACGUUGCAUCGGCUGCUUACGUGGGCUCGAUGGGCAGUAAGGAUUUCUACAAUAAUGGUACCAACACCACUGAUAAUGGGGGAGUGUCUUACUACAUCAAGAGAGCUCCGUGUGAUGAAAAUGAUGCCAACACUGGAGCAGCUUGCGAGUUUGUGAAAUAUGGGGGAGAUGAGUACACUAUCCCCUUGGAGAUUUUCCUGCUGUUCAUGUUCUUCUGGUGUAUGAACUUCAUCGUGGCUCUCGGCCAGAUGACACUAGCAGGAUCUAUUGCAUCAUACUACUUUGCCUACGAGAAGCCGAAGGACAUUCCAGCAUUCCCAAUCCUUGGAGCAUUUUACCGCUCGAUAAGGUACCAUCUGGGCUCGCUGGCAUUUGGUUCCCUGUUGAUAGCGAUCGUUCAGAUGAUACGAGUGGGACUGGAGUACAUUGACCACAAGAUGAAGGGCAGUGAGAACUGCCUGGCUAAGUUCAUCCUCAAGUGUUUGAAGUGCUGUAUGUGGUGCUUGGAAAAGUUCCUCAGAUUCUUAAACAAGAAUGCCUACAUCUUGAUUGCAAUCCAUGGCAAAAAUUUCUGUGCCUCAGCGAAGGAUGCAUUUUUCCUCAUCAUGAGAAAUAUAGUCAGAAUUGUGGUGUUGGACAAGGUGACAGACUUUAUCCUGUUUAUCAGUAAACUGUGCUGCGUGUCUGCAGUGGGGGCGGCCUCGUUCUUUUUCUUCGGAGGUUACAUCAAUAUCACAUACUUCUCCGACUACGUUCCCACGCUCAACUACUUCUUUACGCCCGUCAUUCUUGUGAUAAUUGGUACAUUCCUGAUAGCGUCCCUGUUCUUCAGUGUGUAUAGUAUGGCAGUGGACACUCUCUUCAUGUGCUUCUUGGAGGACCUUGAAAUGAAUGACGGCUCCGCGGAGAAGCCCUAUUACAUGAGUAAGGGGCUCAUGAAGGUCCUCGGCAAGAAGAACAAGCAACUCAAAGAACCAGAAGGUGUAAGAGUUAAGAGUUCAAAUGGUAAGGUAAAACCAAAAAAUGAGGCUGCAAAUGGCAAACCUCAAUCUAAGGGAAAUAACACUUAUUCAGAAAAACCUAAAUCUGCCAAGCCUAAGUCAGCCAGGAAAAAUACACCUGUUACAGUGGUUGAAGAGAGCGAGUGGUAGGGUGUGUUAAUGUUUGUUGCGUUUUGCUUAUCUUAUGUAUGAUCAUAAUAUUUGUAAUCGGAAAACUACCUUUACCAUCCGUUUUAAAUAUCACUCCUGUGCACUAACAUUUAUAUAAAACAAAAUGUAUCUUGCAAAGUUUUGCCCCACUGACGGGGUAUGGGGUAACAAAACAGACAGCUGCUGCAAAUUUCUCUCUGAGGGAAGUUUUUUCUUUAUCUCAUAUGUCCACAUUACUGGAGCAUUACAUAUUUAGUCAAAAUAAAUUCAUGAUAUGAACACUUAUGAUACUGCAUUUUAUAGCCAAAUAUCAGUAUAAAAAGUACCAUUAUUUCAACCUGUCUGAAACUAUUUGUUUGUUAAUUUUACCCACAAUUCCCACUCUGGGAAAAAACGUUGCAUUAAGAACAUGUAUUUGCUUUUUCAGAUAUUCGUAUUGACAACAAAAACUCUAUUUCAUUAAUUUUAUGAUUUAUAUGAAUUUUGACUUACAGUGGUGAAUAAUUCUAAAGCAGGUAUAACCACGCACAAAUAUGACAAGGAUAAGGGUCAUGGAAGUGAUAAUGAUUAUCAAAAAGUAGAAAUGGCACCAAAAUCUAAAUCAAAGAGACCAGUUAAUAUAACAGCAGAUAGCGAAUGGUGAUGGAGUUUCAUGAGUUUUGUGUGUGUGCACAUUUAUAUCAUAUGAUAUAAUUAGUUUGCGCUUAUUAAAACAUUUUGUUUUGGUGUUGUUUUUUUAAAUUUAAUCAGAUCUUUUUAUUUAUAUCGUGUUGUUUAAAAAAAGGCAAUAAUGUUGAGAUUCUUUAAACAGGAUAAAACAAUUAUUAAAUCAGUGUACAAAUGAGAUUUCUUUAAAUGAAUUUGUUACUCAACAUUGACAUUGCUUUUGUAAUAUACUUACUAGCUUUGUGAUGUGAAGUGUGUUCUAAUGUUUUGGUGAUAAUAAAUCAAAGGACAUUCCAUAAUUGAAAAAUUAUCAUUUUUAAUUUGUAUCUGUAAGAUGGAAUAUAUAUAAUUGUUUUGUGGAGUGUGUUCUAAAUUGUUUGUGAACGUUACUCGAUGAAAUAAUUAAAGGGGCUGGGCACCAUAUGGUCCGAAAAUUUGCAAAUACAUUAUUUCCACAAAACAAGCCUAUAAUUAUCAAUACGCACUAGUAUGAGGCUGAUAAUACAUCAUUAUACAUGAUUAAAACGUUAUUUUGUCGCUGUCUUGCAAAUGUAUCAUCUGGUGUCUAAACCCUUUAAAUUGAGGUUCUGAAAGUUGAAUAUCAUAUAAUAAUUAUUUUGAAUGUGUAUUAAAUUGUUUGUGAAAGUAACUUAAUGACGUUACCUGAUUGAGAAAUAAAUGCUUAAUUCUUAUUACAUUAAAACUUUUCAUUAACCAUUUUGGCAGUAGCUGCAAAAAUGCAUUUGGCUUGGAGAAUGUUACAUUAUUGCAAGAUAGAAUAAAAUAGUAUACAUAUCUAUACAUAUAAAUGGGGCGUUGAAAGGGUCAAUGCUUGUGAAUACUCUUGUCUACAUAUGUUUGUUUUUGAUUACGGUACUAUUGUCAAUAAAACCAUUUGUUCAUUUUAUAUUACCUUUCAUUCCCACCAUAUGAAGACUGUGAUAUUUUCAUUAUAAUACAUAUCAAGAAAAGUUCCCAUAUUUCUAUUUCUUUGAUUGAAAGGUGCACAAUAUACAAUGAUGCAAUAACAUUGUUUAAUGCAUUUUCAUGGUAAUGAUUUAAAAUUAUUUAAAAAAAAAAACAACCUAUAUUGUGUGCCUUUAAUAGCCCCUUAUAAAUAAUUUGAAUAUUUAUUAUUUAAAUUAGGUUUUUAAACUUCCUGGGUUUUGCAUUACAUCAUUAUUCAAUGAUUUUUUUUUUACGCACAUUGAAAACAUUUUGUGUUAUGUGGUUAUGGACUAUGUGUUUACAUAUUUUGAAUGCAGAUUGUUUUUAUAAAAUGCAUGUAAUAAGGAGUCCUUUGUUUUGAAUUUCGAUUUUAUGCCUGAUGACCCCCUAUAAUGUCUUGGUUUCAUUUGAAAGGUUUUGAUGAGUUAAGAAAGCAUAAUUUUUAUGUAAAAUUCUAAUGGAAAAAAUCAUAAUCAAUUUACGGUUUUUCCUUGAAAGAUUGCAAAAAAAAAUCAUUUGACAUCUGAUUUCAUGUGAAAUAAAGAAGGAAAAAUAUGAACUGCAAUAAUUUUAUCUACAUUAUUUUUUCGAUCAAUUAUUUUACAUACUAGUACAUGUAUCAGUAAUCAGUAGCUUUCAAAUGAGACUAAAAUUUUACACACCAGGCAUCCAAAUUAGCAUUACGGCAUUACAGCCAAUUACACUAUUAAAUGAAAAUCUUAUUUGUUUAUAAGAUAUCUUAAACAAUGCAUGUAUACAUGUGACAAUAUUCUAAAGAUAAAAACAAGAGUAAACUGGUGUGUUCAAACAAAAUUAUAUUAUGAAGUUUAUUUUUUAAUUGUAUAUCUUUUGCAUUGAAUGCAUAAAACAUGUACAUCUAUGUAAAAUUUGAUCUACAUGUUACUAGAAAAGAAAAAAAAACAUACAUAAAGAUAGUUUAAAUUGUAAAACAAUACUUGUAUAUGUACAUGAAAAAAUAGUACUAAAAAGUAUUUACGUUAAAUAAUAUUACGUCUUAUGAAGAAGGUAUUAUUCACAAAAAAUAAAUAAAUGAAAAUAUCACAAUAGUACACUGCAUGGUUGCAAAGUAAAUGUUAUAUGAAACGAUUUCUGACAUUUUAAUGAGUUAUAUUAUGAGUGUAUGUAUACAUUUAAAUUUAAAACGUGUAAGAGUUUGUGCAUUCCAAUUUUAUAUAUUUUGUUAUACUGUUUUUUGUUCAAUUAUACACAUAGUGGAAUCUACAAAUUCACAUUAGUUUUGGCUGGACCAGAAUUUAAGAUUAUUUGAAGUUGAAUGUGUAUUAUACAAUUACUUUGUAUUUCUAUACAAUUUCAUUAACUGCCUUGUAGUUUUGUUGUUGUUUUAAAAUGUCUUGAUUUGGCUUAGUUUUACAUUAUGACAUCAUUUCCUGUCAUUAAGUCAUUAAUUGAUGUCAAAAUUUAAUAUAAAAAGCUAACAACCUACCAACAGUUUAAAAGGGUGGUAGGAAAACACAAAAAAACUAUUAACUUUGGCCUAAGAGAUGAAAUAUUAUUUGACCCAACUAGGCCAACUUUGUUUAAUAUGCUUCUUCUGCAAUUGAGAAAAAUUUGUACAGAAAGAAGCGUAGAUGGAUUGUUUUGAAAAUACUUUUAUACCAAAUGAUUCUUUUCACAUUUCAUAUUGUAUAUUUUGAAGGAGAUUCCUAUUCAGUAAUAAUAAUGCAUAGACAGCUUUCAAGAUUUUUCUCCAUUUUUCAAACUUAACGGUAAAAUGAAUUACAUAUAAAUAUAAAACUUAAUGAAUUAUAUUUUCUUACUGAGAAAUUGCUUUAAAAAUCUGUUGAAUAUAAUCAAAUACAUGUUGAAUUUUGAGUGAAGUUUAUUUGUUUAAUUUAUGAGCUGGAAUAUUUUCUGUAUUCAUUAAUAUAUUUUCUUUACUCAGCUCAAUUUUACAUAAUUAUGACAUCAUUGUUUGAAAGUUAAAGUUUAGAUAUAUAGUGGGACAUGGACAUGUCAAUUUCUUGCUUCUACAGUAGUGCCCAAAGCAUCUUUAAAGUUUUUUUGUGUUUUUUUUUUUUAAAAACAAUCCAAAAAUUAUUAUGUAUUUUUAAAACAAAAUGUUUUCUUAUGCUUUCCAGAUUUUUCUGAACUACAGUUUUUUUAUGAAGUACAGUUACAAAAAAAAUCAAUUUUAAAGAAUCUUAAGACCAAUCCAAGCAGCUUUGUGAAUGUGACCCCUGUGACCAAUGUGACCAAUAUGAAUGUUUAAUUGUUUACAGAAAGUUUCAUUUUGUUUACAUUUUUAUUUGCAAUGUAUUCUAUAUUGAUGUAUUGUUUCAUUUGUUUAUUUUCUUUGUUUUGAUAUUUUAUGUACAUUCUCUGACUUAAGCUUAUAGUCCCAUUUCAGGACCCAUAUUCAUAUAACAACUAGUUUAAUAUUCUGCUUAAACAUAUUUUACAACUUUGAAAUCAAAGAAUAUUUUAAUUAAAAAAUAUUCAGCAGAUAAAAAAAUGGAAAACAAGUAUAUGUGAAUACUCAUUUUAUAAGUGAUUAAAGAUUGUUUCAUUAAUCCGAUUUAGAAAUAGCAAAAUUUCACUAAUUCAAAAGUUUACAUCAAGUUGUUUAUUAAUACGGCAUUUGAUUUUGCAUUACUUUGGUUACUUUUAUACUUUGAUGUAUAUUUAUGUACAUGAUUUGUGAACACAUUGAUACAGUCAUCAUCGUCGUUAACAACUACAAGACCACCUUGAACGUUGUUUGAAAUUUAUUGUAAAAGUAGGGUUUAGUAAUGUGAUAUUAACUUGUUUUACAUUUAUCUUUUUGAAAUGUAUAUAUAAAAUUAUAUAUGCUAUAUUCCCGAGACUCUUAAGAGAAAUCCUUGAUCAUUUGUGAUAUUAUAUUAAAUAAACAUCUUCUCUA